Oryza brachyantha (malo sina) is the source of this 1283-nucleotide messenger RNA. Its product is annotated as 50S ribosomal protein L3-2, mitochondrial. Gene Ontology annotation, molecular function: structural constituent of ribosome. The transcript has 5 exons. Lineage: Eukaryota; Viridiplantae; Streptophyta; Magnoliopsida; Poales; Poaceae. The coding region runs from base 43 to 987 and encodes 314 amino acids. Gene Ontology annotation, cellular component: mitochondrial large ribosomal subunit; ribosome. The record is from RefSeq and is a predicted model, not a curated record. Gene Ontology annotation, biological process: translation.
AACCCACCACUACGAGGCUCGCCGCCGCCGCCGCCUCCCCCCAUGGCGGCCGUCUCGAGAGGCCUCCUCGCGCGCCUCCGCCACCUCUCCAUCGCGGGCCCCCGCCUUCCGCCUUGCCGCCUCUUCUCCGCCGAGCCCCUCGUCUCCCCUCCCGACGACGAUGACGCCGGCGGGGGCGGCGGAGGAGGGGAGGGCGGGGGCCGGAUCAUAGAGGCUCGGGCGGGGGUGAUGGGCCCGGACUCGAGGCGGACCGGCGUGAUCGGCGUCAAGUGCGGCAUGUCGGCGAUGUGGGACAAGUGGGGAGCGAAAGUGCCCAUCACCGUCCUCUGGGUAGACGACAAUGUCGUCUGCCAGGUCAAGACCGCCGAGAAGGAGGGGUUCUUCGCGCUUCAGCUCGGAGCAGGUCAAAAGAAGGAAAAACAUCUAAGGAAGCCAGAAGUGGGCCACUUUAGGGCACAAGGAGUCCCUCUAAAGAGAAAACUGAAGGAAUUUCCUGUUACUGAGGAUGCACUUCUUCCUGUUGGGGCAACAAUCUCAGUUCGCCAUUUUGUGCCUGGACAAUUUGUGGAUGUUACUGGAAUCACAAAGGGGAAAGGAUUUGCGGGUGGUAUGAAAAGGCAUGGUUUUAGUGGGAUGCCUGCAUCACAUGGUGCAUCUCUAUCACAUCGCAGCAUUGGUUCUACUGGUCAAAGAGAUGCUCCUGGAAGGGUCUUCAAAAACAGAAAGAUGCCUGGUCGUAUGGGUGGUGUACAGCGCACCGUGAAAAAUGUAUGGGUUUACCAAAUAGACCCUGCCAGGAACUUAUUGUAUCUGAAAGGCCAGGUUCCUGGUCCUCAAGGUAGCUUUGUUUUUGUUAAGGACUCAAUAUACAAGAAACCCGACAUAUCUUCUCUGCCAUUCCCAACAUAUUUCUCACAAGAAGGUGAGUCGGAGGAGCUCCUCGUAGCUGAUCUUGGUGACAUCGACCCAUUCAUGGUAGCAGAUUAAAAUUAGGGCAUGGUUCGGAACGGUCCCUUUGUUUCCUGUGCACUGCAGCUUGACCAUCCGACAAAAUCGUUUAUUGAAUUUUGCAUCAAUAUAUGAGUAGUUGCUUGCAAGAGUCAUCCCAUUCAUGGCCCGUCUCUGAUCAAUGUUGUUCCAUAUACAUUACUUGGCAAAUGUGUCAGGGCCCUAACUCAAUUAGGGUUUUGAGCUGAUUGUUUGACAGAAUGGAACUUUUUUGUUCAAUAAGUUGUGUAAUCUAAGCUUCAGAUAGAUAUAUAAAAUGGGAAAGAUUCACUGCA